CAUCGAGGAUGGCGCAGCGCACGGUCUCUCUCGGCGGCCUGGCAGGCUUGGCGCUCCUGGGCGCCCUUCUCUCCCUCUCGCCCGCCGAAAGCCAGCCCCCUCCCCUGCCCAAGGUAGGGCCGGGCCGAGGGAAGGCAAGCGGCCGGGCAAGCGGCGCCGGCUGCCUUCGGAGGGGACCCGGGUCUCUGUCUCGCCCCCCCCCCCCGUCUGCGAAAGGGGAAGGCAGCAGCGCCGCACCGGUGGGGAUACAGAGAAGUCCCCGUCAAAGCGCGAAGGGAGCGGAGCUGUCGAGGCGCACUUGGGGGGCGGGCUGUGUGUUUCUCUGCGGGCCUUUGAAGCCGCUGCUGCUGCCGGCUUCCCCUCCUUGUUUCCCGGGGUCUUAAUUUCCGACGUGCAGCAGCUGCCGCAGGCGCUUUGCAGGAGGUUCCUUCGGAUGGGAUCGAAAAGUGGCGAGCAGGCGCAAUCUCCACUGGGCGCAAAGCACCCCUUUGGAUCUCCGCGCCCGUUUGUCCGGGCUCGAGGGGUCUCUCUCUGAUCUGGGGGGGGGGGGAGUAGUCUUUGGGGUUGGACUUGAUGACCCUUUGGGGUCCCUUCCCACUGUCCCUUCUCUGACCCGCUUCUCUCCCCUCUGGCCCCGUAGUGCAACCUGCAGGGGAUGUGGGUGAACGAUCUGGGCUCCCGGAUGUUCAUCGGGCCCCUGAACGCGGCCGGCCAGUUCUCGGGCUACUACCUGGCCGCCGUCUCGGCUGCCCCCGACGCCGCCAUCCGGGAGUCGCCCCUGCACGGCACGCAGCACCCCAACCCCCCGCGCGCCCAGCCCACCUUCGGCUUCUCCGUCAACUGGUCCUUCUACGGUAGGCGGGGGGGGGGGGGCAGAAGGGGAGAGGGAGGGUCUGAGCAGCCCCAUGGACGAAGAAGAGAAGGGCUCCCGGCCGCCAGGGGCCCUCUCGUUCACGCGGUGGCGUCGGGGGACCGACUUGGGCUGGCCAGCCGAGGGACAGCAGCUCCCUCCCCCGCUCUGCCGCCCCUGAAGGAGAGGCUGGACGGCCUCGGCUCGGCGCCAGCCCACCGACCUCCCUCUCUCUGCCCCCCCCCCAGACUCCACCACCGUCUUCGUGGGGCAGUGCUUCUUGGAUGAAAACGGCGACGAGUUCUUGGAGGCGACGUGGCUGCUGCGGGAGGAGGUGGCGACUCACGCAGACAACUGGAAGGCCACCCGGUAAGCCGCCCCGACGGGCCGACUGGCGAGGGCGUCCCCCGUCCAUUAAAACAGGCAGGCGAGGACCUCGAGGGCGAAGGAGCGCCGUCGGGGCUGAGCAUCAGUUCCCUUCCUAGUAAUAAGAAGCAACUUUUCGCUGCUGCUCCCGAUGGUUGCCCCCCCCUCAUUUCCGUAACAGUUCAAAGCAGAUAUCGGGGACCAGGCUGCCCCCACGAAGGUGGGCCUAGGCCCCAGUUCAGCCCCCACCCUCCAUCAACUCCCUGUCUGCAAAGAGCCCCAACCCACGAACAUGAAAUCAUGCCAGAGUCGUCCAGGAGCCCUCCUGACCCAAGAAAAUGCCAACUGAAUGGUUUAUCUGAAAGUUCUCUCUCUCUUUCCUUGCAGGGUUGGCCAGAACGUCUAUGUACGUGUCAGAUGAAAAGGAACCAGGAUCUGGGCCUUCUUCUGCAACUCGUGCGUAGGACCAGCUACAAGACAACUCCCCUUCCCUCCACCAACACUGCCCCC
Podarcis lilfordi (Lilford's wall lizard) is the source of this 1726-nucleotide messenger RNA. NCBI's taxonomy places the organism in Eukaryota, Metazoa, Chordata, Lepidosauria, Squamata, Lacertidae. The record is from the annotation of a GenBank genome assembly.